AACUGCAGUCUUGCGAAUCGUGAAUAACAAAUAAACAAUUAGCUGUCAAACUAAUGACUAUUUAAUGAAUCGUAGUUAGCGAUUUGAUUGCAAAUAGAUGGAAGCCUACACGAUUUGUGGAUUCACCGGCAUUUCAGGAAAAACUUUGUGUUGAAAUAGUUCCAAAUUGGACUGAAUUAUUAUGGAAAAAACAAACGGGCUUAGCAAUUUGAGAGAAUGGGCUCCUUUAACUGAUUUAUUGAAUAAAAUACCGUCAAAACCUAAUCUUAAUAUUUUUUCUGAAGAAGUUAAAAUAACAUGUGUGGAUAUUUUGCCAGAAUUUAUCGCCCUUGGUACAAAUUACGGAAUGGCCUAUUGGUAUGACAGGAAGACAAAAGAGCUGAAGAGAUUAAGAUGUGAGAACUCGAAUAUUCCCAUUACAUCAAUCAAAGUAUUGUCCACUGUUGAUUUUAUGCUGGCUUGCGGAAGUACAUCAGGAAAUAUAAGCAUAUUUCAAAUACCAAAAGUACAUCCAGAUUGGAUACCAGAGAAACUAAAACCUAAGAAUAAAAGUGUUGAAAGGUACACCGUUUCAGAGUUGCAUAAGUCUGCCAUCACUGCCUUGGAAUGGUCCAAAAAUGGUAUGAAGUUAUUUUCUGGUGAUAAAGAUGGUACUGUUGUAUUAACAGAAAUUGACUUCUACAUGCAUAUAUGUAAAUCCUUGGAGAUAUUAAAUGAAACUUAUGAAGUAGUACAGUUGAGCUACAGUAAUCCAAAGUUAGUAGUUUCUACAACUUAUAGAAGUAUAAUUUGUGAACAAGCUGAUAAAUGGACUGUGAUGCAAGUAGGUCGUCAGGAUAGAAAAAUCUUAGGCGCUUUUGGUGGAAUUAUUCAACAGAAUAAAUUGAAAUCAAAAGAUGCUGUGAUAUAUUGCACAAGACCUGGCCUUAGGCUAUGGGUGUCGGAUGAUCAUGGAGUUGUUCAAAAAACCUUGGUGUUCAAGGAAAUUCUGAAAAAAGAUUGUGCAGAAGUGCCUCUCUUAAACCCUGUAUCUAAACAUUUUCAAUGUAAAUCACCAAAAGAUGUUAAUUUUGGCAUAAUUCUGCAGUUUGGUGAGCAUUUUUUAGUCACUUACAACAGCAAUGUGGUGUACAUUUUGGAUUUAGAAAAUAUGACUGUUGUUUCGAAAAUUAGUCACCUUCGAAGAGUUUUAGAUGUAUCAUGCCACAAAGAUGAAAUUUUCAUCUUGGAGGAGGACAGAAACCUCAUAAGGAUUUCAACACGACCAGAAAUAAAUUGUGAUGAAAGUAGCAUAUCUUCUGAGGAAGGAUUGUUUCUUCCUAGCUCAAUUAAGGGCAUAACUUCCAAACUUCAGCCUUCAGCCAUCCUAUCAGUCAUUCCACCUGUGAUUGGUCACACUCUCAUCAAUAUCAGUGAACAUACAGACGAUGAGUUGAUAAUGAAUGCUGAAGAAGCUUUAGAGGUUCAAAUUAGUCCACAAAACGAGGUACCUCCAAAAAGAUUCGACAACAUCGAGGUUGACGAUUCCACUGAAAUACUUUACAAACAUAAGAAAACCAAAAAAAAGAAACAUGAGAAAAAUCAGGAUUUAGAGAGCAAACCCGAUUCUCAUAAUUCAACGGAAAAGAAUAUUUGCGUUACACAGCCUACCCUGAUGAAUAUGAGCACCGUGGGGCAACUUCCAGAUCUGAGGAGCCCCCAAACUAUUCUCAGCAGUAUAGAACAGAAAGAAAAACUGUUAGCAGCCUUUCUAACCUAUGAUAAAAAUUUUGCCGAAAAUUCUUCAAACAAACAAGAUUUGUCUGGGCAAAAUCAAAAUUCGAAUAUAAACAUUCCAAUAAAAGAAAAGACAGAAAUGCCUAAACUUAAUAAACCAUUAAUUGGAGAACGAAACUCAAUGGCUAGUAGUGUUGAUAUUGAUGAAGGUGGAAAUAAAAUAGAUACAAAAUUAUCACCAUUACCAAUUGAUCAACCAUAUGGUAUUAUCACAAAUAAAAAAUCUCAAAGAGUUUGUGAUGAAAUGGUUUGGGAAAAAGAAAAAAAAGAAAAUAAAAUAAGUAAAGAAAAGUUACAAAACGAAGAAACAUCGAAAUACAAAAAAGAAAACUCUGAACAAACUGUGAUAGGAACAAUUUCAGAAAUAAGUAUUAACGAUAAAAUUAUGGAUUAUGGAGGUUUAAUAGACAUAGAGAAGAUCCUAACCCUGCAAGAAAGUCGAACGUCGGAAUUCAAAGACAAUUUCAAAAGUCCCUUUUCCAAUGGUAAAGUUAUGAAGAAGAGCCAGACGUCGGUUAUGAAUGAAAAUACUUCUUUCUUUGGUUCAAAAGAAAAGAGGACGGAUGAAUUAGAUGACCUCAGUAUUAGUCAUAAUUCAGCCAUAUCGAAAACAAAAAAAGGUGUUGGUGCAACAAAAGCUAUUCCUAUAAUGUCGAAAUCUACCGAUAUGCCAGCUUGUGUGGACGUUCCGAAUGGAUGGCAGGUAAAUUCCCUGGAAAGAAAAAAUUCAUACUCUGAUCCAUUGCUUAAAGAUUGGGUGAUUCUUUAAAUUAUUUUAUUGUUGAUUGUAUACUUAUUAUAUUUUAUUAUUAUAUAUUUUUUUAUUACUAGUCAUCUUUGAAUUUAUAUUAGGCAACUUAAUGUAAGUUACACAAAUAAAUCGCAAUAUGAGCAAA
This is a messenger RNA of Coccinella septempunctata (seven-spotted ladybird), 2672 nucleotides long. Its product is annotated as WD repeat-containing protein CG11141. The record is from RefSeq and is a predicted model, not a curated record. Gene Ontology annotation, molecular function: protein binding. The coding region runs from base 182 to 2545 and encodes 787 amino acids. The transcript is spliced from 8 exons. Lineage: Eukaryota; Metazoa; Arthropoda; Insecta; Coleoptera; Coccinellidae.